Messenger RNA from Octodon degus (degu), 1286 nucleotides. It is a transcript of the gene Rab33b, whose product is annotated as RAB33B, member RAS oncogene family. Gene Ontology annotation, cellular component: Golgi apparatus; endosome. Lineage: Eukaryota; Metazoa; Chordata; Mammalia; Rodentia; Octodontidae. The record is from RefSeq and is a predicted model, not a curated record. Gene Ontology annotation, biological process: Rab protein signal transduction. Bases 93 to 782 code for a protein of 229 amino acids. The transcript has 2 exons. Gene Ontology annotation, molecular function: GTP binding; GTPase activity.
ACCAGCCGCUCGGCGGAGCCCGGCGCUCGCAGUGGCGUCACUACCCCGCCUCGUAGCGUCUGCUCUGUCCCGGCUCGGGGCAGGAGGGGAGGAUGGCUUCGGAGAUGGAGUCCUCUCUGGAGGCCAGCUUCUCCAACAGCUGCGUGGUGCCGGGCACUGCGGGGUGUCUGCCUCCCGCCCGCUCCCGCAUCUUCAAGAUCAUCGUGAUCGGCGACUCCAAUGUGGGCAAGACGUGUCUGACCUACCGCUUCUGCGCCGGCCGCUUCCCCGACCGCACCGAGGCCACCAUCGGGGUGGAUUUCCGAGAACGAGCGGUGGAGAUCGACGGGGAGCGCAUCAAGAUCCAGCUGUGGGACACGGCAGGCCAGGAGCGCUUCCGCAAGAGCAUGGUGCAGCACUACUACCGCAACGUGCACGCCGUGGUCUUCGUGUACGACGUCACCAACGUGGCCAGCUUCCACAGCCUGCCGGCCUGGAUCGAGGAGUGCAGGCAGCACCUGCUGGCCGGCGACAUCCCGCGCAUCCUCGUGGGGAACAAGUGUGACUUGCGUGGCGCCGUGCAGGUGCCCACGGACCUGGCGCAAAAGUUCGCGGACGCGCACAGCAUGCCGCUGUUCGAGACGUCGGCCAAGAGCCCGCACGACAGCGACCACGUGGAGGCCAUCUUCAUGACCCUGGCGCACAAGCUCAAGAGCCACAAGCCGCUCGUGCUCAGCCAGCCCCCUGACGCCGGGCUGGCCCUGAAGCCCGAGGCCAAGCCCGCGCUGCCCUGCUGGUGCUGAGUCGAGAGUGAGCGGGGUCUGCCGAGCCGCGCUGCCCGCGCCCGCGUCGUGUCUCCUUCAUCAGGGCUGUCACUGUGACCCCGGGGAAAGGUGCUUCUCACUGGGGCCAGAGAGGCGAGCAGGAUGUGCCCUGGGCUGGAGGGAGGCAGGGACAGAGCCGGUGGAAAGGAGGGGGAGCUGGGGCUCCUCCGCUGCCCGGAGCCUCCUGGUCUCUUGCUCUUCCCUUGUCCCCAACUAAUUUAGCAACUAAGUGUCAGAUAAAAUUAGCUUCCAGAUAUUUGGGUGUAUCUCCGGGGGCUUCACUGAUUCCUGUGAGUCUGUGUGCAUUCCCCUGAUGGCACUGUGUUAUCAGCGUCUAUGUGAUGACAGCAAAAUAAUCCUUCUCAGUAUGAUGAAUAUGUUAGAGCCAGGGGUGCCCAUAAUCCCGGGACAAGGGAGGCUGAGGCAGGAGGAUUGCCAAGAGUUCAGGCCAAUCUGAACUACACAGUGAGACCCCGUCUCAAG